CAGGGAGCGCAGCGCAGGGUAACGGGGGGCGGGCGAGCCGCGGCCUGGGGAGGGAAAGAGGGCGAGGGUCGCCCUCGGGAUUUCUCCACGCCGCGGGUCCCGCUCAGCGAGGCCCGGGUGGGUCCACAGCAGCCCUUGUUACACACAGAAACGAUUUCACGAUCGCGUUUGUUUGUGCCCCUUCUCCCCCCAGGAAAAGCCGCGGUGCGAUCUGUGAGCUGCCAGAGCGGCGAGCUGGUGCUGUCGAGGACACUGAGCGACAGCGUGCUUGGCAGCCCUAACUUGAGGUGGCUGGAGCGGCGUCCCAGCUCCUGUGUCUGCUGCUGCCCAAACUGCUUUUCCCUGCAACAAGCGUCCUUUGUACCCGCAGUACUCGGUAGCCUUCUUCUGGGUUCUGAGCACGCCAGGUGACCUAUGCAUAAAAAUGUUGCGAUACUGGGGCGAGAUCCCGGUUUCCUCCAACCAGGCCAACCGCAGCUCCUUUGACCUGCUGCAGCGCGAGUUUCGGACCGUGGAAGUGCAGGAUCCGCCGCUGCACCAGCCGUCCGCCAACAAGCCCCGGCCCACCACCAUGCUGGACAUCCCCUCCGAGCCCUGCAGCCUCACCAUCCACACCAUCCAGCUCAUCCAGCACAACCGCCGGCUGCGCAGCCUCAUCGCCGCGGCUCAGGCUCAAAACCAGCAGCAAGCAGAGGGCAUAAAAACCGAAGAGAAUGAGCCUCUGCCAUCUUGUCCUGCCUCCCCACCUCUCCCUGAUGACCUGCUUCCUCUGGAUAGCAAAACCCCCAAAAUGCCAUUUCAGCUGAGGCACAGUGACCCAGAGAGUGAUUUCUACAGAGGAAAAGGGGAGCCAGUGACGGAGCUGAGCUGGUCCUCCUGCCGGCAGCUCCUGUACCAGUCGAUGGCCACCAUCCUGGCACACACGGGCUUUGAGUGCGCCAACGAGAGCGUCCUGGAGACCCUGACGGACAUCGCGCACGAGUACUGCCUCAAGUUCACCAAGCUGCUGCGCUUCGCCGUGGAUCGGGAGGCUCGCCUCGGGCACACCCCCUUCCCUGACGUCAUGGAGCAGGUCUUCCACGAAGUGGGCAUUGGCAGCGUGCUCUCACUGCAGAAGUUCUGGCAGCACCGCAUCAAGGAUUACCACAGCUACAUGCUGCAGGUUAGCAAGCAGCUCUCUGAAGAAUAUGAGAAGAUUGUCAACCCUGAAAAGGCAGCGGAAGACACAAAACCUGUGAAGAUUAAGGAGGAACCUGUUAGUGAUAUUACUUUCCCCAUAAGUGAAGAGCUGGAGGGAGAUUUGGCUUCUGGUGACCAGUCUUUGCCUGUUGGAGUUCUUGCAGCUCAAAGUGAGCGCUUCUCUGCCAACUUGGAAGUAGAAGCUUCCCCACAGACUUCAGGGGCUGAGGUGAAUGCUUCCCCACUGUGGAACUUGGCACAGGUGAAAAUGGAGCCACAGGAAAAUGAGGAGGCUAAUGUACAUGGCCACGGGGUUCUAGGCAGUGAUGUCUUUGAGGAACCAAUGUCAGGCAUGAGUGAAGCUGGGAUGCCACAAAGCCCCAAUGGCUCUGAGAGCAGCUACGGUUCUCAUUCUGCUGACAGCCUGAUGGGAUCCUCACCUGUCUUCAACCAGCGCUGCAAGAAAAAGAUGAAGAAGAUGUGAAAAGGAACAGUCUUUUUAUUUAGUCCUGAUGGUGUGCAACAGACACUUGAAAGGAGCUAGUACAGUACUGUGAUGAUUCCAACACAGGGCUGGCCCUGGUGUGUGAGGGACCUGCAUAAAAUUACUGUGAGAGGUUUGAUAUGUAGCUCCCCUCUUUGCUGGCUUUUGCACUCCAUCCUGAUUCAUGAAACUGAAGAUUGCCCUUUACAUUUGAUGGUGGCAUGGCUUGCUUUGGCAGAUUAAUGAGGAACGUGCUGGUGAAAAGUAGUUGUGAGGAGAUUUUGUAAGUUACAGAACCAUUGAAUACUUUGGAUUAAAGGGACCUUGUGUCAUUUCUACUCCAGCCUCCUAUUCAGAUCUCAGCCAGUUAGAGCAGGUUGCUAAGGGCUUUUUCCAUUUGAGUUUUGAGUAUCUACAAGGAUGGUGAUACCAAAUCUCUCUGGGCAACAUUUUCCUGUAUCUGGCAACUAUCACAGUAAGCAAAAGAAUAUAUUUGCAUCUAGUUAGAAUUUCCCAUGUUCCAACUUGUAUUCACUGCCUCUUACUUUGUCAUUGUGCAUCUCUGAGAAGAGUCUGACUGCCUUCUCUAACCCAGUUAUUAAGGGAUUCUAUACAAUGAGAUCUCUUCUAGCCUUUUCUCUUCUUACAUGUGGAGAAACCAUGUUGCCUGAGCUCUCCUUACUCAUCCUGUGCUCCAAUCCCCAAACCAGCUCUGUGACCUUCCACUGAAAUGACUGUGGUGCCCUUGUAAGGGGGAGCACAGAAAGGAAUGACAUCCUCCAAGCACUAUCUCACAAUUGCCGAGGAAAGAGGAACAGUAAUUUCCCUCAGUGUGCUGCCUACCUGCUUGCUGACUGCUGUGGGCAGCAAGAGAGUCCUAAGUCAGGGUGUAUCAGGUGGAGAGCUGUCUCUGAUGAUGAUGUAGCAAAGAUGCUGUAGUGUGGUCUCACAGUGCCAUUAGCCAGCUCCCUCAGUGCCUUCACGUUCAGCCUGUUCGUUUCAAUAGGCCUAAGUUCUCCCUAACUCAGUCUUCCUCUGCUGUAGGCAAUGCUUUAUUCCUGCAUGCUGCUUAGAAGGCUUGAGGACCUGGCAGGCCUUAAAGCAGAACUUACAGUGAAAACAGGUGAAAAAGAUGUUGUGUUCAUGAGCCUGAAAGUACAAAAAGCAUUCUUUGGUACCAUAUUGUUUGCAUUGUUGAACAGUAAACUAUAUUUUGUUUAACCUUCCUUUUGCUUCCAGUGCACUUAAAGAAGCCUUUCUUCUUGCUUCUUACCAGUUUGAACUCUAGCUGAGCUUUGGCUUUCCUAAUUUUCUCUGCGUACUUGGGCUGUGUCUCUAUAUCUCUUGGCCAGCCCAUCACCACUUCCACUUUUGUGUACCUUUGUGUUUGUGUUUGAGAUCAGUCAGGAGUUCCUCAGUCAUCUGUGCUGGCCUUCUGUCACGCCUGCUGUAAUUUCUGUUUGUCAGAAAGAACUGAUGUUUUAUUUUGAGAAGGCUGUCUUUGAAGAUAAAGCAGCACACUUGGGUUCCUUUGGGCAACCAGGACAGAAUUUCCCUUGUGAAAUUCUGCUGAGACAUUCCUUGAAUAAAACAAAAUAUGCUGACCUAAAGGUACAGGACUCUGUCUUGUACACAUUUCUCAGGAUUUUAAAUGCCACAGUUCUAUGUCUUCUGCAGCCAAGAUAUUCACAUUCUCCACCAAUUCUUUCUUGUUAGAAAUAAAACCAGCAGAGCUUACUCCCUAGUUGAUUACUUAAUCAUCUAUUCAGGGAAGUUGAUGUGGUUUUCUGGAGAGAAUGAAACAGCUUUUACUGAUGGUGCGAGCCUGUACUGGCAAUGCAAACUUUUCCUUUGCUGUCAUUGGAUUGAGUGCAGCAACUUCAGGCUGGCUGAGCUUUCAUAUUCAAGGUUGUUAUCUUGACAGCUUAGUCUGAAACAGAAUCUAUUUUGCUGCUUGCUUUUAUGGCUCAGCUGACUGAUGGAAUUUUUUUUGUUCUUCACAAUCCUCAGUUGAUCAACUCGGUCUUUAACUUGAUUCAGUGUGUCUCUCUCUCAAAAGAGCUAGAAUGAACAUGAAUCAAGAAUGAACAGCCACUUAAACUGGCUUUAUACCUGUAACCCCUUGGGAUGGUUGAGGGAAAUUUACCAAACCUACCAUUUAUCUUUACAAUUGCAGGUUUAUCUUCUGAAAGAGUGAGCUUCAGGCAUAGUAUUUUUGUUUCUGUAUAACAUGCCUGGCCUUAAUUCUUUUUUCCUAACUGUAUUUCUCUUCCACUUUAUAGAAGUGGAAUCCAAACAUAAAAUUCCUCAAUGUCUAAUAAGAAUGCGUGACCAUAGGCUUUUAUGGACAGUGGAGUUAAAAUUGUCCAUCAGAGUUUUAAAGGUCUCUCCUGGGGGGUAAAUUCUCACAAUUUUAAGCCUAGUCAGUAGUAGAAGAGCAUACCAGGAAAUCUUUAUUUUGAUUCCCCCUAAGUCACCAUUAGCCAAGCUGCAAUGUCCCUGUUUUCUCAUCUGUAAAAAAGAAUAGUAAUAUUUGCCUUUAAGAAGUGUGUUUGAGAUUUAGUUGCUCUGCAAGAAAAAGGUGCAGUAAUCAUUCAGAGAGUUUUGUGAGAGCUGCAAGCUUUUAUUCCACUUCAGUUGGAUUGUUGCUGGCUGGAGAAUGCUUAGAUGGUCAUGGAAAUGUCUUAGAUGACAUAGAUUUUAAACAAAACUGCUGAUCACAAAGAACAACACAACUUUGCUGUUCAACUGUCCAGGUACAAGGAAGGCAUUUGGGGUGGUACCUUCUCACUCAGCUUUAGAUGUCUGCAUCUAAACUUGUUACUUCGGGCCACAUUUGCAGUUGAAUAGAAAUAAUCAUUCUUUGGUCACUGUCCUUUUGGCCUUGAGGUAGAAGUAUAAAGCAGGUUGAAUGAAUGGCAUUUUUAGAAAGGUGUAUUUUUACUUUGUGUGCCCAUGAAGUGAGUUCAGCUUGACUACCUGUGCUGAAGACAUCCACACUGUCAGUGUAUGAAGUAAGUGAUGUGACUUAAGCCUUUCCUGGAUGGGAAUCAGAGACUUUCUCCUGCUGGGCCAGUGCUUUUUCUUUUCUGCACAUUUACUAGAGCUUGCUGUUCAAAUGGCUAAGAGCUAAACCAGCAGAUCCAGCAUUCCCCACAACACUCAGAAUGUGCCAGGAUGGGGCCUUGAGGCUCAGCCUGAUUUGCCCUAUGUGUCUUUGACACUGUGUGAGAACACCUGUCAUUGGGCCUUUCUCUCUAAGUGCUUAGCAAACUGGUUCUUGUAGUGUACUUGCAGCCAGGCUACUUAUGCAGAGUCCAUUGCACUAUUUUUGGGAGCCAAAUGACAGAGUGACUGCUGCCAGGAUCACUUGCUCAUUUGCAAGAUUUCAAGUGGGCUACAAAUGAAAAUCUAGUGUUCUUUAGGGCUUUGGUUAAACCUCCUGAGUGUUAAUCUUAAGUGCUUUCUCUGUAUUGUUCAUGUACAGAUGUUCUAUCUUAACUUUUGUGAUUUUUUUUAAUUUGACAUUCCCUUUCCACACCAAUUUCACCCUCUAACACACUCUGCAGCAAGCCAAGCCUGAGUGCUUCAAGUGUAUUUAAAUGCAGUGCAUAUUGACUGUCUUUUGAAUCAGCUGUGUUGUUGCAGUGUAAGGGAGAAGUGCUAUUGAUUCUCUUUGGGAUGUAUGCAAAGGUGAGAAACCCAUCAGCAUCGCUUAUACACUUAAAAAUGAAGGCAGAGUAAUAGCUGUACCUCCUGUUCCCCCACUGUGCUAAGGGUUGCAGCUGACUUUUGUGUGCUUAACAUUUCCUUUUAUGCAUGUGGAAGCUUCACCUUCUGGGUGAGCCCUUUGCCUCUGAACAUUUAUGAUUCUUGUAUUUACAGUGGUGUUCAUCAUGCAUGAAAUAGUGAAAUUUAAAAACUAGCUCACAAAGUCAGACACAGACUAUAUGCUCUUUUGAUGGAUCAAAUAAGAUUUUGCUAGGUGUUAAUGCAGCCUUGGGCAAAUAGUGAGGUGUGUUCGUUGACCGUGUAAUCCCCAAAUUUUAAACCACAGUGAGAUUAUGCAGUGGGUUGGAAUGAAGCUCUGCUUUCGCAGUUGCUGUUUCUUGCUGGUGGCUGGUGAAGCACUCUGAUGACCCACCUGCUUCAACAGUCUGCAGUUUUCUUUCAUCUUUCACCUUUCUCUUUUCAGAAGUGGGUGGAUGAAAAAUGGGAAUAUUGAGCAUUGACCAUAUCCAUAUCCAGUAGCAUUGAUGUCUGACAGUGAUUUUUUUUUUUUUUGCCAUGAUUGAAAUUGGUAGGAACUUUGCUAUAAAUUUGGAUAGCAAGAUCUGUAAAUUACUUGGCUUUUGAAGUGUUUUGCAUAGGAAUCACACAGGAUUGUAGUUGAGAGAGUGCUGUAUAUCAUACUCCUUUUCCCCUCUAGCAGUACCUUUUUAUUCCUUUUGAAGAGUUUUGCCUGGUAUCCAGUAAAGUUCUCUGUAUAAAUGGCAGUGUAACAACUUAUGUGUACAGCUUUAUGUCAGACUGUGCUACCUAGUGAUUUAAUUCCAAGGCCAUCCAUGAUAAUUUGAAUAUGCAUAAUGCUGUGCAGAAAAAGAGAUGUUUCCUGCAUAAAAAUGUACAAUUUAAAAAGAAAACAGGAAAACAAGAUUAGGUAGGGUAGGUGAGGCCAAUCUGAUUAUGUGCUCAGUUCUGAGACUAAUGCACAUGUUAUGUGUGAAGGAUGUUUUACUUAAAAUGUUUUUGUACAUGCAUGUGAAAGAAAUAUGUAACUUUGCUUUGUGUUUAUAUGGAACAAAAUUACUUGGAAAUAUUUCAGGGUUGGGUUUUUUCCCUUGCUCUCCUGGAGAGAGUUGCUUUGUAAUUUCUAAGAAAAUAAAUAAAACUAUUCAGAAAUAAAAA
Molecule: messenger RNA, 6571 nt
Organism: Taeniopygia guttata (zebra finch)
Lineage: Eukaryota; Metazoa; Chordata; Aves; Passeriformes; Estrildidae
Source: RefSeq, a predicted model, not a curated record